AUGAAUCACAACACCAACAUCCACUUUGGGAACCGGACACUGAUCCCACACGAUCUCCACGGCCGGAGUUACCAAGACCCAGCCGUAAGCAUCGUGCCACAUCCGUUCCCUCCCAACCGCGCUCAUCCGACGUUUGAAGGACCUAGCCGAGACGAGCAUCAUUACCAUCAUCAUCAAAACCGACCUCCGGUUUAUCAUCAACCACCUAGACCAGUGUUGCAUUCACACCACGACCAUGUUCUCAAUAGGCGGAGAGAUAGCCAUUUCGAUGCCGUGCUUGAGGGUUUCAUGGAGAGCCAAAGAAGAACUAGCCGCGACAUUGAGACAAAGCUAGAGUUCACGCGAUACGAACUAGAUGGAAGACUUGGAGAACUCUCUACCCAAAUAGAGAGAGUAGAGUCAAGAUGCUUGGACAUGGAGGAAGAUUUGAAGAAGCAAGGCGAGGCCAUUGAAGACAAUAGGAGAGCGAUACACUUUACCAAAGUUUCUACCAAGGAGAUGGAUAAUCACUUAGAUGAGAAGAUCUCAAGUCUUGAUAACAACCUCGAUGGCACCACCAAGAGUCUCAAUUCAAUAACAGCAGUAGCUCAUCAAGCUAAGAGGGAGGUAGCCGAAGUGACACUAAAGGAGAGGCAAUGUUACUCGACAAUGCUUACAUUGGUGGAAGGGCAAAAACAAGUGAAGGCACAAAUCCGAGAUUUACACAUCUCUCUAGACAAGAGGAGCCAAGAUAUUCAAAGAAGAGCUAGAGGGCUUGAAGACAAAGUAGAUGGAGUCUCCAAGGAAGUCAAGGAUUUAACCACUCGCUUAGCCAACUUGGAAGAGAAGGUCUUGACCGAGACAAAGACGACCGUUCCUAAGCAAAACUAUGCCGCGCCCGUCUUUACUAUAAGAGAGACCGACCCAAGAGUGAUUUGGGAUGAAGAAGAAAGUAGAGCUGAUCAAGAAAGAGCCACAAGCUAA
Microthlaspi erraticum is the source of this 963-nucleotide messenger RNA. Lineage: Eukaryota; Viridiplantae; Streptophyta; Magnoliopsida; Brassicales; Brassicaceae. The record is from the annotation of a GenBank genome assembly.